Molecule: messenger RNA, 3543 nt
Organism: Uranotaenia lowii
Lineage: Eukaryota; Metazoa; Arthropoda; Insecta; Diptera; Culicidae
Product: probable cytochrome P450 308a1
Exons: 5
Coding region: 1960-3465 (501 amino acids)
Molecular function (GO): heme binding; monooxygenase activity; oxidoreductase activity, acting on paired donors, with incorporation or reduction of molecular oxygen
Source: RefSeq, a predicted model, not a curated record
AACAAGAAUAAAAAUGAUAAAAAUGAUAAAAAUGACAAAAAUGACAAACAUGACAAAAAUGCCAGAAAUGACAAAAAUUACAAAAAUGACAAAAAUGACCACAAUGUCAAAAAUGAAAGGAAUGAUAGGAAUGACAAAAUGACUAAAAUGAUAAAAAUUACAAUAAUUACAAAAAUGACAAAAAUUACAAAAAAUACAAAAAUUAAAUUUUUUUCAAAAAUUACAAAAUGAACAAAAUGACAAAAAUGUCAAAAUUUACAAAAAUGGCAAAAAUGACAAAAAUGACCAAAACGACAAAAAUGAAAAAAAUUUACAAAAAUGACAAAAGUGGCAAAAAUGACAAAAAUGACAAAAAUCACAAAAAUGACAAACAUGACAAAAAUGAAAAAAAAUGACAAAAAUGACAAAAUAAAAAAAAGCAAUAUUUUUUUUGUUUUUGAAAAAUGGUGGGGAACCGUGGGCCACCAAAUCCAAUUUGACCAAAUAACAUGCAAAGAGCUGACCCAAAACUGUAAUUUCAUAUUUUAUUUUGUUAUUUUCAAGUAAUUUCAGAUGAUGAAAUUAUUAAGAGAAUUGUGUAUGACCGAAAAGUUUCGAAAACCUGGCUCGCGAACGUUUUGGCAAAUUCCUUAUAUAGAAUGGACAAAAUAUGUUUCAUAACUCGUCAUUUAGCAUAAGAAAACUUUACAGAUAAAAAAACUUAUUUUAAGUUCCGAAUGUGUAUAAAAACAUAAAAAUAUAGGUGGUCCAAGAUACCCUACAAAAUGUGGCCCACGAUUCCCCACAAGCUAUAUUUUGCAAAAUGGUUGCGUUUGUGUAACUUAUUAAUGUUUCAUCGAAAAUUCCUUUUCCACGUAAAAGAACGGGACAAAACUAAGAUCAUAGCGACUGUUUUCAUAAAUCUGUCUAAUUCUGUAAACGAUACAGAAUUCUAAUUGUGAACAAAAAUUGCGCAUUUCCUACUACAGUCAACUCAAAUUUCCUAUGCACCAUUUAUGUCGUACCUAGUAAGUGUUUCCCACGCAAAAAACUUUCGAGGUACGAAUACUUUGUUGGGUAGGUAGUUAAAUUGAAUGAACAAUAAAGCAAACAAUUUAAAACACUAUCACAAUGUUCUGUCUAGUCAUUGGAUUUUUUUUCGAAGCAAUUUGAGGCAAUAAAGAUAAAAUAUAGGUUACUGCGAACCUAAUCAAAAUUUUCGGUUCCAAUCACUGAUUGUCCCAAUCUGUAGGAGGGAUACUUGGUCGGAAUACUUCUAAACUGCACUCUGGUAUCAGGUUCUUAAGUUAGGUUCAGUACCGAAUUUGCAAAAUUUCUUCAGUAGAAAUUACCGAAUUUUCGGUAAAAAAAAUAGUUGUUCGGUAAAAUUACCGAACUUUCGGUAAAAUUAUUUCAAAAUUCGGUAAUGAAAACGAAACCGUUUUCGGUGAUAUCCUUGUACUGUAAGACAUUUUUUUAUUGAGUUUAGGGCAAUUUGAUUCGAUCCCGACCAAUUGUCCCCGCUUUAUGAUUGAAUUUGUUGUCCACAUGAUUGAUAUAAUCGCGCCCUGAUAAGUGAGGAAGCAGCGAGCGAGAGAGUAAACAAUUCAAGUUGUUCAAACUUUUAUCAAACACGCCGGCGGCCGGCAAAAGGCUGUUGUGCGCUCUUAGUUCAUAUUCCUAUUCCAGCUCUACUCCACCACCAUGCAUGGUUCCAGCCGGACAGAAGAAGAUGAGCAAAUGCUGGUGGUGUGUGUGCUGCAGACCCAAAAAUAGUCGUCCGUCUGUCUUAUCGCCCUCGCUCGCUGUGCCGCUUGCAAUUUCUUAUUUGAGACAAAAACAAAUAAAGAACACAACCAUCAGCAAGCAAGACGGACCAGCACAUUACCUGAGACGGCUGCACCAUCUGCCAGUCACAACAGUCCGUCCGGAGGGUUUGUCCAGAACGGACACGGUUAGCGCUAGCUGAAGGGCAUCAUCAUGAUUCAGGCGUACAUCGCGCUAGGAGUCCUAGCCAUCUGUCUAUUCUUCAAAUGGUCCUGCAGCUACUGGCGGCGGACUGCAAACAUCGAUGGGCCACAACCACUGCCAAUUUUUGGAAAUUUUCUUGAGGCCAUUAUAAGCAAAAAACAUUACGGAGAAAUUUUCGAGGAUAUCUACCGAUCCUAUCCGACGGCCUCAUGGGUGGGCGUGUAUGAACUGUUCAACAAACCGGCCGUCCUGGUUCGGGAUCUGGAGCUGGUGAAAGACGUCCUGGUGAGCAGCUUUCAGCACUUCAACGCCAACAGUUUUCGGGUGGAUGCCAAGAAUGAUCCGCUCAUGGCACGGAAUCCCUUCACCCAGGUCGAGGACCGCUGGAAGGAACUGCGGGCACAAAUUGUGCCCAUCUUUGUGGCCUCCAAGGUGCGGGCCACCUUUCCAAUCAUGAAAAGCGUAGCAGAAAACUUCUUCAACUACGUCUCGAAAACGCGCCCGCAUUCACCUGACUUCGAAGCGCAAGAGAUCUGUGCCAAGUACACCCUGGACGUGGUGUCGAGCUGUGCCUUCGGGAUCGAUGCCGAGUCGUUUACCAGUCCGGAACCGAAGUUCCGGCAGAUGACCAACCAGCUGUUCGAUGCCAACUCGACCGUCACCUGGAUUCGGACGUUUCUGGCGCUGUUUGCGCCGCAGGUCGCCUCCUGGCUGAAGCUAUCCUUCGUCCCGAAGCAUGUGGAUCGGUGGUUCCGCGGGGUUAUCAGCGAAGUGUUGAGGCAGCGCGAAAAUGGGACGGUGAAACGCAGCGACCUGUUCCAGGCCAUCUACGACAAUCUGAGGCGCAACGGCGGCAAGGUGGAGAUGGAUGACAUCGCCGGGAUGUCGAUCCUGUUCGCCUCGGAGGGCUUCGAAACGUCCAGCAUUACCAUGUGUCACUUUUUGUAUGAGCUUGCCAGUAACAAACACAUCCAGGACAAGGUCCUACAGGAGCUGGAUACCGUUAUGAAGGACACCAAUGGUGAACUGACCGAUGAGGUGGUUCAAAAGCUGAACUACAUGGAGCGAGGAAUGUACGAAACGCUUCGCUUGCAUCCGGUAACGUUCACGGUGUCCCGUGUUUGUACCAAGGACUACGAGCUGCCACCCCAAUACGCUAACGAUCAAAAGAGAGCCAUCGUCAAGAAGGGAAUGACGGUUAUCAUUCCAACCAGUGCCAUCCAUUGUGAUCCGGAGAUCUUCCCAGAUCCGUAUCGGUUUGAUCCGGAUCGAUUUUUGGAGGAGAACAAGGACAGCCGGCACCGAUACGCUUACCUCGGGUUCGGCGAGGGGCCCCGAAUUUGCCCGGGCAUGAAGUUCGGUCUUACCCAGAGCAAGAUUGGGAUGGCCACGCUGCUCAAUCGGUAUCGUGUUGAGCUGGCACCCAAACAGGAACUACCACUGGAGUUCUCGAGAACAUCUUUCCUGCGGGUGCCCAAGAAGGGUGUCUGGAUUCGAUUCGUCGAGCGAAAAUAAUCGGCCAGGCUAUUGAGCCUCGGGUAAGUACCUUUUUACUUAUGAAAAAAGUUAAUAAAGAUUUCGCUUUUCAUAAAA